AUGACAAGGCUUUCCUAUGUUUUCACGCUCGCUGUCGUGAUUCUACUAUCUUGGCCCAAUGCUGCUCUUGGCUCUAGCGCGCCACCGAGGCCGCUGAAACGACUCGCUCAUCCAGAGACUCUGGCGCUCGAGAUAUUCCCCCGACGCCCUGUUAUCCAAGACACACUUAUACGCAGAGCUAUCCCCCUUCCCAGAUCAACAACCCUGCGACACGACGACUCGUUCAGACUCACAGUCUCAGCCUUCAACGAAACCUACCACCUACACCUUCGACCAAACGAACAUCUAAUACAUCCUGCUGCUAGGAUCCACUACUACACUACGACCUCUGAUGGACGAUCAGUUCUCUCGCACACUGUCCCGCUGACGAAGGAGUCAGUCAGGGCGUACUUGGGUGAGGUUCUCCAUACAAGCGUGUCACCAGCACGGAUGCGGGAGGAUGCUGCCAACGUUGCCCAUUCAACGCUUCCAACUCUGGGCUGGGCGCGAAUCGUAGUCCACCAUCAAGGCGACGUAGUCAAGGGCCUCGCGCCCAUCUUCGAGGGCGCCUUCUCUGUCAAAGGCGAUGUCUACCACAUUAUGACCAAGGACAACUACCUGCGCACGAAACACCAGCUGGACCCACAGAUCGUCCAUGAAAUUGAUGGGUAUGAAGUGGAUUCAUCGCUCGUCAUCUGGAGGGACUCAGACGCUAUGACGCCUCAAGAGGAGAAACUAGUCGCAUCAGGAGUCAAAUUAAGCGCAGGUAAGCUGGGGCUCGACGAUGGCUCCCGCCAGGCGAGGCCGCAGAGCUGCGCCCACGAUUCGCUGCCUUACAAUGCGGACAUGAUGGGUACCUUCGGUCAGAAGCCCCUCACCUCCCCCUCGUGGUAUGAGACGCUGGGAUUCGGCCUCGGCGACGACCUUGCGCGGCGAGACGACGUUGUUGGGAGUGGCAUGGAUUCCAACUUCGUCAACUCCAUUGGCGACACUUCGAGUUGCCCCAAGUCCCAGCGCUUGCUGUACAUGGGCGUAGCAUCUGAUUGCAAGUUCACCGCGCAAUACGGCUCGAAAGAGAAUGCUACUACCAGGAUCCUGACGGAUUGGAACACUGCUAGCUCACUGUACAAGUCAUCUUUCAAUGUUAGCCUGGGUAUUAUAGAGUUACAGAUCCAGGACUCGACAUGCCCGAGUACCCCCGAUGCUUCCAUGCCUUGGAAUGUCGACUGCAGUACCGUCACCCUUAACGACCGCCUGUCCCUCUUCUCUGCAUGGCGCGGUGCGAAGGGUGAUGACGGCGUCGGCCUCUGGCAUCUGAUGAGCGGCUGCCCCACAGGCACGGAAGUUGGAAUCGCCUGGUUAGCCACAUUGUGUCAGCAAACGUCCUCGGGACAAGCGCCUUCGGUUGUAUCAGGCACCGCAGUUUCGACAUCGGGGCGAACAGAGUGGCAAGUCAUCGCACAUGAGAUCGGUCAUAAUUUCGGCGCGAUUCACGAUUGCGCGGAUGGCUGCAGCGGAACGCAAAAUUGUUGCCCGCUCAGCGCAAGCUCUUGUAAUGCCGACGCGAGAUUUAUCAUGAGCCCUGUUGCCCAAGCCGGGGAAACCAAUUUCUCUCCCUGCAGUCUUGGGAACAUAUGUUCCCUCAUGUCGGGCACAGGCAGCGGCCGGACGAACACAUCGUGUCUGAUCGAUCCCUCCCAAUCUACACGGUCAACAAUCUCUCUGCAGAUGUGUGGCAAUGGCAUCGUCGAGAACGGCGAAGACUGUGAUCCUGGCCAAGGCAUCAACUCCCCAUGCUGCGACUCCGCGACCUGCAAAUUCAGAUCAGGUGCCGUGUGUGAUCCCGACAGCAGCCCAUGUUGCACCCAGCAAUGCUCGUUCGCGCCGACAACUCAAGUAUGUCGCGCAGCGAAGGAUGGGCGAUGUGAUACGCAGGAAACCUGCACAGGCAAUUCGUCGUCCUGUCCCGCAGAUCAGUUCGCGCCCAACGGUCAGAGCUGUGGCUCUAACGAUCUGAGAUGUGCUAGCGGCCUUUGCACGUCUGUCGCCCUGCAAUGCCAAACGAUUGGGGCGUCUAUGAACCUUCGGGAGGCUUGCCCGAACAGAGGCGACGAAUCAUGUCGUGUUUCAUGCAAGAAUCCUUCCCAGAGCAACUCGUGUGUGCUGCUGCAAGCGAUGCUUGUAGAUGGCUCGCCUUGUGGGUACGGCGGCACAUGCCAGACCGGGCGCUGCCAGGCUGGAAGUUUCAUCGAAAAAGCCAAGGCAUGGUACACCCAGAACCUGCAAAUCUCCAUACCAGUAACUGUCGCCGCCGGUAUUCUCGCCCUGCUCCUCCUUUGGGCUCUGAUCAUGGCUGUGAAACGGUGCUGCGUUGGAGGCCGCGGCCGCUCAUCUACGAUGACUCCUGUGAUCGUGGAUCCUGCGCUCGCCCGGAUACGCCAUCAACGCUUAGAUAGUGUCGACCGAAGCGAUCCCUUAGCCGGUCUUCGCAGACCUAGCGGCCCACCCAUGAGGACGCCGCCUGGCAUGCCGGGCGCUGUGCCAGCGGCCUUGAGACCUGGUUCGAUGGUCGCUCAUCAACGCAGUCCGUACCAGGGCGGAAGCACUGAUUACACUGCACCAUCCUACAACAACAAUUACGGUCCCCCGAACUGGGUUGAUGAUAGGUUGUACAAUGGUUCCCGGCCAUAG
Molecule: messenger RNA, 2670 nt
Organism: Pleurotus ostreatus (oyster mushroom)
Lineage: Eukaryota; Fungi; Basidiomycota; Agaricomycetes; Agaricales; Pleurotaceae
Exons: 14
Coding region: 1-2670 (889 amino acids)
Biological process (GO): proteolysis
Molecular function (GO): metalloendopeptidase activity
Source: RefSeq, a predicted model, not a curated record